Messenger RNA from Aspergillus campestris IBT 28561, 951 nucleotides. Its product is annotated as glycoside hydrolase family 16 protein. The coding region runs from base 1 to 951 and encodes 316 amino acids. The transcript has 3 exons. The record is from RefSeq and is a predicted model, not a curated record. Gene Ontology annotation, biological process: glucan catabolic process. NCBI's taxonomy places the organism in Eukaryota, Fungi, Ascomycota, Eurotiomycetes, Eurotiales, Aspergillaceae. Gene Ontology annotation, molecular function: hydrolase activity, hydrolyzing O-glycosyl compounds.
AUGCAGCUCCUCUCAACACUCCUUCCCAUCCUGGGCCUGUCCCUAUCCCUCUCUCUCCCCACCACAGCCUACGUGCUGCAAGACGACUACGGCACCUCAAAUGCCUUCUUCGACCAGUUCACCUUCUUCACAGACACCGACCCCACCCACGGGUUCGUGAAGUACAUUGACCGUGGCACCGCCCAGAACGGCGGCUUGGUCUCCGCAGACGGCGAGUCCGUCUACAUGGGCGUGGAUUUCAAGAACCAAGCCAGCGGGGGACGCCAGAGCGUGCGCAUCAGUAGUAACAAGAGCUAUAACCAUGGCUUGUUCAUUCUGGACUUGCAGCAUAUGCCGGGUGGGAUCUGCGGGACUUGGCCUGCUUACUGGCUCCUCGGCCCCAACUGGCCCAACAACGGCGAAAUCGACAUAAUCGAAGGCGUCCACGAACAAGCCACAAACCUCAUGGCCGGCCACACCUCCGACGGCUGCACAAUCGCCAACACAGGCUUCUCCGGCUCCCUCCAAUCAAGCAACUGCUACGUCUCGGCCCCCAACCAAGCCAGCAACGCCGGCUGCAGCAUCUCCGCCGGAUCCGCGCAGUCCUACGGGACCGGGUUUAACAGCGCCGGCGGCGGCGUCUACGCGACGGAGUGGACGGGCUCCGCGAUCAGUAUCUGGUUUUGGCCGCGCAAUGCGAUCCCGGGGGAUGUUUCAGCGGGGAAUCCUAACCCUGCUGGGUGGGGGACGCCUGUUGCUAAGUUCGCCGGGGGAUGCAAUAUCGAUGCGAAGUUUAGGGACAUGCAGAUUGUCUUCGACACAACCUUCUGCGGCGACUGGGCCGGCUCCGUGUGGAACUCGGGCUCGUGCGCCUCCAAGGCAGGCUCUUGCACUGACUUCGUCGCGAAUAACCCCGGUGCUUUCCGCGAUGCGUAUUGGCGGAUUAAUUCGCUGAAGGUGUAUUCGCAGUGA